Hydractinia symbiolongicarpus is the source of this 2438-nucleotide messenger RNA. RefSeq lists its product as uncharacterized. The transcript has 2 exons. NCBI's taxonomy places the organism in Eukaryota, Metazoa, Cnidaria, Hydrozoa, Anthoathecata, Hydractiniidae. The coding region runs from base 627 to 2372 and encodes 581 amino acids. The record is from RefSeq and is a predicted model, not a curated record.
AAAUUCAUUAAAUUUUUCUUCUUUAAAUUUUGUUUUAAAUGCUUAAUAUAUUUAUAAAAGUAUAUUUAUUUUUCUUUUUAACGAAAGUUUAUGCAAUUAAGGCCUAAUAUGCAUAAGUAUUUUUACAGUGGUUUUAAACUAAUUAAAUAUUCUGACAUCAUUGGGGCAUAUGUUGAAAAAAACAGCAUGUGAGGAGAUAGUGUCAAAAGGUUUAAGAAAGUGAAAGUUUAAACGAAAUUAAAAACAACAUUAAAAAGACAGCAAUUUUCUAAUUAAAAUGGGCUGGUGUGUUGUUGUUGGUUGUAGUAAUAAUACUUUUACAAAAAAUAGAGAAAAAAAUAUCAGUUUUUUUCGUUUUCCGUCAAAUAUUACCUUGAAAAAGAAAUGGUUAGCUAACAUUAAAAGAGAAAACCCACCUAAAAAGGCGAAGAUUUGUCAUCAGCAUUUUGAGAAUUCAUGUUUUACAAGAGAUUUACAGAACGAACUUCUUAACAAACCACUCAGACGUUUGCUCAAAGAUGACGCUAUUCCAACUUUAUUUCCUCACAACUCAGGAAAACAACCACAAAAGCGAAGAUCCAGCGUUCUAAGAGAGGAGACUGCAGUCAAACGAAAACUAUGUGAAGAUGCAAAUCAUUCACAAUGAAGAAGUAGAACACUUGGAACUUGAGAUGAAUUCUAAAGGUACACAAGCUGACUUUACACCUGGAUCAAAUUGUGUAUCUACUCAAACGGAAAAACAAAGUAACGCAAAUAAAGUGAAUGUUGCAGUUCAAUGUGAUUAUAAGCCCAUUCAAGUUGCAGCUAAUAAUGACCUUGGUGAAAUCACUUGUAGCAGUGAUUCAGAAAGUAGUUACACCGAAACUGAUUGUGAGUAUCUAAAUGAAAGUGAAUAUAGCAGUGAUCAUGAAUAUAAUAUCAACACGCAAGUUCCCCAAAAAGCAGCUUUCAUAGUAUAUUGGUCAUCAUUAUUGGUAUUCUUUCAAAGAUGUUUAACUUGUUCAAUGCCUGCUUUCGUGAAAUGCUUCAGUACAAAGGGUUCUCAGCUAAUGGUAAAAUUGCUCUGUGUGAAUAAUCACAAUAAUACCUGGAGGUCUCAACCAAUUAUCAAUCGGUAUUUACAGGCAAACUUAACGCAAGCAGCAGCGGUACUUUUUAGUGCAAAUACGUUCAAACGAAUAGCUAAAUAUUUCAACCUUGCAAGCAUUCAAUGGAUAACUAAAACUAGUUAUUACACAAUUCAAAGAAAAUUCUUAGCAGGAGUAGUGCAUGAAAAUUAUUUUAGAAUGAACACAAAAUUAAUAAAUGAAAUAAAAUUAAUGGGUCCAUGUCAUCUCAGUGGCGAUGGAAGAUGUGACAGCCCUGGCCACAAUGCAAAAUAUCUUACUUAUUCACUAAUGAACCAGAAGACCAAUGAAAUUAUUGCAUUAUCAAUCACUCAGGUGUCUGAAGCAGGGAAUUCUUACAGAAUGAAAAAACUAGGGUGUACGAAAGCUCUUACCUACUUGAAGAGUCAAAACACUGUAAUAGAACAGAUAACAACAGAUAGGCAUAAACAAAUACGAAAGUAUAUAAGAGAAGAACAACCUGAUAUUAUCCAUCAAUUUGACAUUUGGCACUUUUGCAAAAACAUUAAAGCAAAACUUGUAGCUGCCAGCAAAAAAUCUUCCUGCAACAUUAUCCAGAAAUGGAUAAAAUCUAUUUGUAAUCAUCUAUGGUGGGCGUGUGCUACUUGUAAUGAAGACGAGGAGCUUUUGCGUGAAAAAUGGAUAAGUGUUUUAUUUCAUAUCCAAAACAAGCACAAAUGGACAGGCAGUAAUAAGUUCACGAAAUGUGAGCACCCUCCUUUGCCAAGAAAAAAAGCAAAAGCUAAAGAAUGGAUUAAAGCAAAUUCCGACGCAUUUCUUGCUUUGCAGUCAAUAGUUUUAAAUAAAACGCUAUUAGCGGACUUAAAACAUCUUACAAGAUUUUCUCACACAGGUACAUUGGAAGUGUACCAUUCAUUGUACAAUAAAUGGGCACCAAAAAGUCAACAUUUUUCACAUCUUGGAAUGAUCACUAGAAGCCAGUUGGCAGUUUUAGAUUUUAACAAAGGUAGCAACUUGGAACAAGCAACUACAAGUGGAGGAGAAAAAAGAUAUAAUGUUAAUUUUUCCAAAAUCACUGGAACAUGGUCAUCAAAACCAAUUAAAGCUGAUAAAAACAAUUCAUAUUUGCACAAAAUGGUUGAACAGACCCUUGAAUGCGCUUCAAACGGAUUGACACUAGAGCUUCCAAAAGUGCCACAAAACCUGCCAAAGAACAUUGCUAAAACUCCCAAGCCGAACAAAAAGGAGCUGAUCACAAACCAGGUCUCUAGAUUUCAGAAAUAAAACUAUUUUUUUCUAGACAUUUAUAUUUAAUUCACCAUAUUAAAUAUAAAGAUGACACAAGUCUUA